GGACGGUUACCUCGGCAGAGUUCUGGAAAAAUCGAGAAUGCCAUCGAGGAACACGAGCUGCGGCCGCCGCCGCCCUGUUGCCCUUCCGGCUUCCCAACCCUAGACUUCCGGCGAGCUCCGGAACUUGCUCCCACGACGGCCAACCCCCGAUCCACGAGCCCACGACGAGCGCGAUGCCCGCCGGGGGAGGAGAAGCAAGCAAUGGCCGCGCGGGGAAGGAGCAGAGCCACCCGCCGGCGAUCCGCCGCCGCGACGAGUCCCGUCCUGCGCCGCCGUUCCCCGCCGUAGCUUCGCAGGAGAAGAGGAAGCAGAGGAAGCAGAGGCAACCGGCGGCGGCGGAGGCGAGCGUCUCCUCCGAGGGCCCCCUCGCCGAGAUCCUGGCGCGGCUGCCCUACCGGUCGCUCUGCCGCUUCCAGUGCGUCUCCAAGCAGUGGGCCGAGCUCUGCUCCGACCUCAUCAGAAGCAUCAAGACGGCGCCGCAGACCCUCUCCGGAUUCUUCCACAACAACUUGGCCGGGAACCUCUGCUUCAGCAAUUUGUCCGGCGGACGCCCGCUGGUCGACGCUUCGCUCCCGUUCCUGCGUGAGAGCUACCAAAGAUUCAAGCUCCAGCAAUGCUCCACCAGCCUCCUCCUCUGCAAGUGCUGGGAAUCGGAAGACGACGACGAAUUCGACUUUGUCGUGUGCAACCCAAUGACCGAGCAGUGGGCCGUGCUGCCUCCUAUAAAAUGGCAACCGGGCGAAGACGAUGAAGGCACCGAAUGUUUCGACCUGAUGUAUCCCUUCCUGGUUUUCGAUCCGGCCGCUCCGUCUCGUUUCGUGGUGUUUGCGCCCCUCAUGGAGUCGGUCGACAUCGUGGCGGUAUACUCUCAUGAGACCGGACAAUGGGCUCCGAGCAGUGGGUGGGAAGACAUAGCGUAUCCCGCCGUCAAUCCGGAAUGCGCCGUCCUCCUCAAUGGCAUGAUGCAUUUUCUUCAUUUGACGGUCGACGAGCCUUUGAUAGCCGUGCUGGAUAUGGAGGGGGAGGUUUCUCGGGAAAUUGCUGUCCCAGAUGACAUGCUAGGAGCCAUACCCGGUUAUGGUUCGGUGGGGUGCUCUCAGGGACUCUUGCAUGCUUGGUAUAUGGAUCCCCAUGAUUACGAACUCUCUGUGUGGGUGCUCAAGGAUUAUGCUACCGAAGAGUGGACCCUAAAGCACACCGUCGACGUUCCGCCGCUCUUUGGAGAAACGGAAUCCGAUGAAGAAGAGGAUUAUCGUCGCCAAGAGGAUGGGGCCCAUAAGUAUGAUGUGUUUGCAAUUCAUCCGGAGCAUAAUGUUAUCUUCCUUACUGACUGGAAGGAGGUAAAUCUGUCGUACGAUAUGGACAGCAGGCAAGUGCAUCCCAUGUGCACCACUGGAGAUUUCCUCGGUGGUCUACCUUUUAUUCCCUGCUUUGCGGAUUUGGCUCGACCUUUGCAAAAAUCACUCUUCUAGUUGGUUCCAUGGCACUGGUUUGGAUAUGGCCUCCUAGCAUUCCAAAUUAUAUAUGCUCUCCAGAUGUUUUGUGGCGUUGAACAAUGUUGGUCGCCGGUAGAGAUUUUGUAAGCGAUAACCGAUCCAGUGGGUAAUGCUUGCUUAGUUGUAUGAAUGACUUGGUCACCUAAAUUUAUUUGCGUUUAUGUAGUACUGAUUAAUGUGGUAACUUGUUAUCUGUUCGCGUCGGCUGAAUGUGAGCUUCAAUUAUCACUGUUUAGAAUUA
Molecule: messenger RNA, 1737 nt
Organism: Triticum urartu
Lineage: Eukaryota; Viridiplantae; Streptophyta; Magnoliopsida; Poales; Poaceae
Product: F-box protein At5g49610
Molecular function (GO): protein binding
Source: RefSeq, a predicted model, not a curated record